UUGAAAGAAUAUAUAAUACAUUCACAUUUGCACUAUGGAGUCCAUCAAGCACUCAAUUCAAGACCUGACCGAACACUUCAACUCACGGAUGGCUGAAUUUCAAAAGACUCUUCAGAGUUCUAUCCCAGCAUCAAGUCCAACCACCAACAUAGCGGCUCAGUUUAAUACAUUUAGAGUCUUUGUUUUAACUGCGUUGGAGAGCCUUCAGAAGCAAGUUGAACUCCUAUCAAAGCAAUACAACCAAAUGGAGAUGCGAAGUAGAAGGAAGAUGCUCCUCUUGCAUGGAAUUCCUGAAGAAGUAAAGGAGAAUGUACCAACUGUGGUGUCGAGGGUUUUAUCAGAUAAACUCAAGUUGCCCGAGUUUACCAUGGAUAAGCUCAGCCGAUGCCAGCGAUUGGGUCAAUCCACGCGAGAUAAGCCUCGAGCUAUUCUUGUCAAAUUUCAUGACGCGUCGCUUCGUAAUAAAAUCUGGUACUCGAAAACAUCUCUCAAAAAUACGGGUGUGACUCUUUCGGAAUUCCUUACUAAGGAGAGACAUGAACUGUUUAUGGCUGCGAGACGGAAGUUUGGAAUAUCUAAAUGCUGGACGAAGGAUGGUGCCGUUAUUGUUACUGGGUCAGACGGUAAGCGCCAUCGUAUUGUCACAACAGCUGAACUUAAUUCAAUCAAAUGCACACAGAAUGAUAUUCCUUUGGCUACUAUUCCCGCUGCUAUUCCCAGUACCAGUUCUGUCGACUCAAUUGGUAAAUCUACCAGUUCCACACAGGCUAUUCGAAGCAAGAGAACUGUCAAAAAGUAAGCUUUGUUUUGUUAGACGUACUGUAGCAUUAAAUUAAUAUCGUACACUUUUGAACAUUAGUGUUUAGCUUCGAUUUGUAUUUUGUAUUUAUGUUAGAUACUA
Messenger RNA from Nymphalis io (European peacock), 901 nucleotides. RefSeq lists its product as uncharacterized. The record is from RefSeq and is a predicted model, not a curated record. NCBI's taxonomy places the organism in Eukaryota, Metazoa, Arthropoda, Insecta, Lepidoptera, Nymphalidae. Bases 35 to 799 code for a protein of 254 amino acids. The transcript has a single exon.